AUGGCGUUCCGACCUGAGGAUUAUGAUCAUCUCGACCUGCCCGACCCGAAUUUCCUCGCCAAGGAACUCGACCCAUCGCUACAGAUCGCUUCGCUAGCCGACGUCCGUCAAGAUGCUCAGGCCAGAUCGAAAGACAUCUUUGCCAGCUACCAAACCCUGCACGACAUUCUUGAUCGUCAUGAAAAAACGAUCCAGAAGCGAUGGACCAAGAAGACGAGACAGCAGAGGCAAAAGAUCCUUGCAUCAGCAAAGAGCCUGCGAGAAUGCUACAUGUGGCCGCAUAUCAGUCAGAAUGACCUCCUCAAGCCGAAGACUCUUCUGCUCCUACUGAACGCCAGAGGGCGCCAUUUGCCGCCCACUUUUGCUGGCGCCGACAAGGCGGCCAUGCAAUUGGGCUUGGUGACCAAGAAGCUACGUCAAGUGUUUCUAUGUGGAUACAUGAUGGUGCUGCAUGGCGUUCAAAGCCCCCGGGAGUAUGGCGAGCUCUUUUCGUGGGAGGAGCAUCCGGAUGCGUUCCAAUGGACGUUAAAUCGGAAGCAGUCCGUCCCUGGCGAGGCCACCACCUUUCCAAUUCGCCCCGAGCCAGAUUUGACGACAGAAAGGGGGUCUAAUGGCAUCGAUUCCUUGGCUAUGAUGGCGGCAGAGGCGCCAUACCGUCUACCUGCGAAGCUAGAUUUCAGCCGAAUCGAGAGAGUCCUUGGUGCCCGGGCAUCCGCGGCCGAAGAUCAUGUAUGGGCGCUACGAGAAGAUCCAGCGUACUUUGCCGAACAGCUUAUUGAGGUCAGAGAACACCGGCCAGAGCUGUUGAAGGACACCAGUGGCCACGAACACCCGGUCAUGAAGACGACACAACAAGAUACCCUAUGGGCUCGUGUCUGCCGUACUGUUUCUCUCGAAGCUCAUCUUCACCUUGAGAGCUACACCGAGCUGUAUCAGCAGGCUCAAACCCUUCGCACACUGCAGACCAAGCAUGCGGCGGCAAUCUCUCCCACCGGAGAUCUGCCUGAUGAACUCAUGGAUUGUCUGUUCAGGUUCCGACGUUACCUCAAUCAGGCAGCCAAACAUACUGUAGAACGGCUUCGGCAUAAUUUUGCCGCCUCACCUCCGUGGCGCCAAAAUUUUGUGCGACAGCCCCCGGCGGACUCGACCACCAUCACCAUUCGAGGGUUAGACGCGAAAACGAGCGACAUUGAACAACAAGUUCUCUGGUUUCUCUCGACGGUAUGGGAGGACAGCAGCAAUCUAUUGGUCGCUCGCCUUCCGCUGAUAGUCGACCAGCUUGGAUGGCUUCUCGAAACCGAGACGCGCGCGAAGGAGCUUUUGUCCGCGCGCAUCGCCGGCAUUGUGGGUGACCUGGCCAUCAUAACCCAUUGUAUUGCACAGCUCGAAUUGUAUACGCCAUGGGCGAGGGGUUUCGAGUUGGCUCAUGUCGAACGACAGGGGGGUAUCGAAGCCGAGUUCGCCCAGCGUACCGUGAAACGGGGCAUGAUUGUGGACGCUCUCCGAGGCGAGAAUCUCACCCAGGUAGCCCGGCUCGGCAACCCAUCUGACAUGAGAUUCGCCUACCCAUUCGAGAAGUGGAGGACUCGACAGAAUGUAGAGAUUCUGCCGCGAGCUGAGCGGAACCUCGAUGAGUACUGGGCCGCCAUCGAUCGCAUUUUGUACUCGAAUUGUGGGAAUCUGGAAGGUACGGCCAUUCGGCGCGUCCUCACUCGGCCGCGAGCUAUGCAACGCACGCCGGACUUCGCACCACCUCUCGCGACUGACAAGCCGAGCAGGGAACCAGUCUUAGAUCCAGGCGUGGCUGGUCUAUACAGGCCCCUCUCCACGAUCUACAUCGCCGAGCCGGCAGGAGCUGCCAGCAGCUCUCCGCUCGCCCCAACUCCCAAAAUGAAGGAAAAGACAAGGGAUACAACAUCGUCUGCGGCCGCGCCCCCAGAGCCAAUCGCCGCUGACGCAACCCCUCAGACUGAACCACCUUCUAUCCCCGUGGACGCCCGCUCGCUCAGGGUAUUCCGGGCCCUCUUCUUCAACCCGGCGGUGACAUCAUCACCUGGUGAAAUCUCGUGGACAGAUUUCCUUCGCGCCACGAUCUCCACGGGCUUGUUCACUGCCGAGAAGCUGUACGGGUCUGUGUGGCAGUUCCAGAAACGGGAGGGCGACCAGAGCCGCAUUCAGUUCCACGAGCCGCACCUGCGAGCUAAGAUACCGUUCACGACAGCGCGGAGACAUGGAAGGAGACUGAACCGGGCGUUUGGAUGGGUCGGGGAUACGUUUUUGCUCAAAUUGAAAUAG
Anthostomella pinea is the source of this 2295-nucleotide messenger RNA. The record is from the annotation of a GenBank genome assembly. Lineage: Eukaryota; Fungi; Ascomycota; Sordariomycetes; Xylariales; Xylariaceae.